Messenger RNA from Sphaerodactylus townsendi, 2046 nucleotides. RefSeq names its product homeobox B2 (gene HOXB2). The coding region runs from base 243 to 1325 and encodes 360 amino acids. The record is from RefSeq and is a predicted model, not a curated record. Gene Ontology annotation, biological process: regulation of DNA-templated transcription. The transcript has 2 exons. Lineage: Eukaryota; Metazoa; Chordata; Lepidosauria; Squamata; Sphaerodactylidae. Gene Ontology annotation, molecular function: DNA-binding transcription factor activity, RNA polymerase II-specific; DNA binding.
AGCAAGGUCCCCAUACGCCUGUGUUAUCAGCAAUAUAAGGGUUUUUUUUUUAAAAAAAAUCAAAGUGGGGAGGGGGGGAGGAGACUGCAAAUAAUAUUAAUACGAAAGCGAUAUAAAAUAUUGGAAGGGCCUUCAAGAGCCAUCGCUUCUCCUCCUGUCUCUUUUCCUUCCACCCACCCACCCACCCACCCCAUUUCCCCCCUCUCCCCCCUCCCUUUUGCGCUGGGCCCCUGGAAAAAGCCAUGAAUUUUGAAUUUGAGAGGGAGAUAGGCUUCAUAAACAGCCAGCCGUCGCUAGCGGAGUGUCUGACGUCCCUUCCCGCUGUCCUGGAGACAUUUCAAACUUCAUCAAUCAAGGAACCACCGACGUUAAUUCCUCCUCCUUUGGAACAAACCCUCCUCAGCUUGGUUCCUUCAUCCAGCAGCCAGCCGACGCCAAGGAGCCCGAAGAGAGCCAAGCAUGGGCAGGCCCAGCGAGCCCCGCCGCAGCCCGCGCCUUUGGCAGGAGAAUUCCCCUGGAUGAAGGAGAAGAAAGCCUUUAAGAAAGCCAGCCAGCUGCCUGCCUCGUCUUCUUCGCCAUCUUCCUCCUCUUCUUCGCUGCCUGGCUCUGCCGUCGGUUCUCCUGCAGACGCGCAGGGCUUCCUCGAGGCCGGCGGGAGCGGGUCCCGGCGCCUGCGGACGGCUUACACCAACACGCAGCUGCUGGAGCUGGAGAAAGAGUUCCACUUCAACAAGUACCUCUGCAGACCGCGCCGCGUGGAGAUCGCCGCGUUGCUGGACCUGACCGAGAGGCAGGUGAAGGUCUGGUUCCAGAACCGGCGCAUGAAGCACAAGCGGCAGACCCAGCACAAGGACCUCCCCGACGGGGACCCCGGGAGUUACGCCGGCUUGGACCAAGGCGGGGAAGAGGAGAGGGAUCACUCGCCCGUGGGAGACCCCCUGGAGAUCCCUGGCUCUUACCCGCUCGACGGAACCGAACCUGGCAAGGGUCCCGGCGCGGGUUACUUGACGCCCCCCGAGGAAGGGGCCCCCAACGCGCCACCAAAUGGGGCAGCUGGCGACCGCUCUUCUUCUGACUCCUCUUCUUCCUCCUCUUCCUCCUCUUCCUCCUCCUCAGACAAUGCCUGCCCAACAAGCCAGAAGUCUCCUUUGUUGCCUCCGGAUCUGAGCCUCUGCUCGGUGGAUUCCGGCCCCCCGACGGCAGAAGGGCUUUCUCCCACCCUCCAGGGGUUCUUAGACAGCCCGGUCAACUUCUCCCUCGACGACCUGGACUUUUUUACGAGCACGCUUUGUACUUUCGAUCUGCCCCAUUUGAAUUUCCAGUAACCCCCACUGCCACCACCCCGUCAAGACCCUUCCCCCCAUCCGCCUUGUGCCCCUCUAGAAAGAUACACGCAGGCAUACGCAGCUCUUCUCCCUCCAUUUAAGCCAAGAGGAGAGCCCCCUCCCCACCUUUUCAUGUUCCCUCUCUUCUGGGGACCCCCCACUGAAAACACAUUUCCUUGGAAAGUUCAAUGGAAAGAGUCUUUCAGAACCAUUUUUUCCCCAAAAUGCAGGUAUUUGUUUCUGAAACUGUCGUUUGUUUUUAAAGAACUGGUGCCACAACACUAGCAAAGACACAACAGGGACAAAAUGAUACAAAAAGGGCAUACAUUUGAUGGUUAAAUCCACAGAAGACACACCCUGGCCUUUAAAGAUUUUUUUACAAUCUAUAUUAUCUCUCCUGAUCCCCCCCCCCCCCCAAUACCCACUGAGGCGCCAUUGGAAAUCUCAGCACUACCAGGACAAAAUGUCUGUUGAUUUCUUGACACUGAAUUUCUCAGGAAGCAAAACAAAACGUUUAGAUUUCUUAACGUAAACAUAAAAAGUAAAAGAAGGAAGAACGUUUUGAAGAAAAAAAACCCCACGAAAACAGAGGUUUCCCCCUUUCUUUUUAUGUUUUAGAGGUAGAUUAUUUAUUCAAAUGCUUUAAUAGUAAAAUGCAAAUUAUUUAUUGUACAUUAUUUUCAUAGAGUAAAUAAAUGGCUUUAUGGUCUUGAAAACGCUA